This is a messenger RNA of Sycon ciliatum, 1410 nucleotides long. RefSeq lists its product as uncharacterized. Bases 67 to 1086 code for a protein of 339 amino acids. The transcript has a single exon. The record is from RefSeq and is a predicted model, not a curated record. NCBI's taxonomy places the organism in Eukaryota, Metazoa, Porifera, Calcarea, Leucosolenida, Sycettidae.
AGCAUUUGAUUAUUGCUUUCCCCCCACAGCUUCUAGGUUAAUUGUGUUCUUUCGAUCGACGACGCCAUGUCCUCUUCUUUGCUCCAAGGAGCUUUGCUCCUGUUGUGUGCUAGCUGUGCCCUGGCUGAAUCGCCCCCGAUCUUUGAGAAUUGUGUUGAGCAGUUCCUCUACAAUGCCGGUGUCCGCCCAUAUUAUAUUUCUGAGUAUGCCGACGUGAUGCAUCGCAACCAGCUUUCCGUUGACGAUCUGGCCGAGUUGUCGGCUAUUGAUCUGUUGCGGGAAUUCAGCCGAUCAUACAACAUCACCUACGGUGUGGACAUUGUCAAAAUUUACGAGUGCCUGCGGGCCGAGGGCAGGUGUGGCGCUGCCUACUGCUCGAACGGUGGCAAGUGCGUGUUCAGUGACUCCGGGUCUACUCACGUGUGCCAGUGCGCCAAUGGUUUUGCCGGAGAACGCUGCGAGAAGACCUUUGGCGAGGUGGUGUCCGACCUGCAGAUGACGGUCGACGAGCUGACGCGCGAGCUCAAGGCCAAGGGCGUGACGUACACGCGCUGGGCCAAGAACAGCUGCAACGCCACCGCCGGCGCUGAGCUGGUGUACAACGGCUACAUGGCCGGCAGCCGGUACGACCACCCAUCCGGUUCCAACUACCUGUGCUUGCCACACGCGCCCGUGUACGGUGACUUCAAGCCCGGCACGACCGAGUACGGGCAGAUCCACUCGGCCGAGCUGCAGAUCCCCAACUAUUUCCCACCGUACGGACCGCUCUACCAGGCCGAUCCCACCUGCUCCGUGUGCCGCGCUGCCGGCCGGUCCAGCCACGUCAUGUUCCCCGCCACCAAUCAGUGCCCGCCGUCGUGGACCCGCGAGUAUCACGGCUACCUGAUGGCGUCCAGCAAGAACCGAGCGUCGUCCACCGAGUUCGUCUGCAUCGAUCGCAAUCCCGACGUCAUCCCGGGAGCGGCCAGCCGCGCCAGCACCAACGGUGCCGAGAUCAUGUUCAUCGAGGCCCGUUGCACCACCGGUCUGCCUUGCCCGCCCUACGAUGAGGAGAAGGAGCUAACCUGCGCUGUCUGCACGCGUUAGCGAGGCUAGCCGAGAAGCAUCCGUUCUCUACUUUCUUUGUUCAUUGUCAGCCGAGAAGCAUCCGUUCUUUAUUUUCCUACUUCAUUGUCAGCUCCUCACUCCUUCCUGGCUUCCUUGCUCUAUUUCCUGUAGCUGCACAACAUAGAAUGAUGUUAGAAGAUUUCCGUGGAGCUCUUUUUUGAUUUGAUUAGCUGGACAGUUCCAACUUCAGGAGUUAUUUUUUUUCUUGCCUUUUCCUGUUUUGCUUUUCAUUUCACUGGUCUGAAUUCCUACUCGCGAAUGACUUUUGAGUUUUGAUGCCAAGAUUGACCCUCCUUACUGGUA